Molecule: messenger RNA, 8259 nt
Organism: Branchiostoma belcheri (Belcher's lancelet)
Lineage: Eukaryota; Metazoa; Chordata; Leptocardii; Amphioxiformes; Branchiostomatidae
Product: DNA polymerase theta-like
Exons: 31
Coding region: 1-8172 (2723 amino acids)
Biological process (GO): double-strand break repair via alternative nonhomologous end joining; DNA-templated DNA replication
Molecular function (GO): DNA-directed DNA polymerase activity; DNA binding; ATP binding
Source: RefSeq, a predicted model, not a curated record
AUGCCUCAGGGUUGCAACACAGAUGUUAACCAGAAGGACCACAAAAUGUCUCCUACUGGACAACAUCUACACAACACUUCUUUCAACUCCUCAUUCGACUUUGAUGCAGACAUGCUGUGUGCCAUGGACAAAAUGGAGGAAAACUACCAUCUCUCUAGAGCGUCCAGUGGACAGUGUACACAUGACAACAGCCCGUCCCUCCAGACUGUGCUGUGUGCUGACUCAGACACAGACAGUCCUGACGGCAGGGUGUCUGUAAAGCCCAGGACUGAAGCCAGGAAACCUGCAGCUGAGCCACUGAUGAGGAAAUUUAGCACCACAUGUACACCUACCAGGGAGAACACCAACAGGAGUUUUCUAACAUCGCCGACAUCUACAACUGGUGUGUCUCCCGGGGCCAGAUCCCAGAAUCCUUUGCUGCUGUCCUCCUGGGGACUGCCGGAAUCCGUGCUCCAGUGUUACCAUGACAACAGAAUAACUCAGCUGUUUGAGUGGCAGGCGGAGUGUCUGCAGACGGGGGAGGUCCUGGCUGGGAGGAACCUGGUGUAUUCAGCCCCCACCAGUGCAGGUAAGACCAUGGUAGCUGAGCUGCUGAUGCUGAAGAGAGUUCUGGAGACACAGAAGAAGGGCAUCUUCAUCCUGCCGUUUGUCUCUGUAGCACGGGAGAAGAUGUUCUAUCUCAAGAAGCUGUUGUUUGAUGCCGGUGUGAAGGUGGAUGGGUACAUGGGUGGUCAGUCUCCGGCCGGAGGCUUCAGCUCUGUGGACGUGGCAGUCUGCACGAUCGAGAAGGCCAAUAGCCUGGUCAACAGGCUCAUCGAGGAUGGCAAGACAGACCAGCUGGGUAUUGUUGUAGUUGAUGAGUUACACAUGGUGGGAGACUCACACCGUGGGUAUCUGUUAGAGCUCCUCCUCACCAAGAUCAGGUACGUCACCAGUAAGAACCGCACCGACAACAAGGCGGCCACAAACCCAGUACAGAUUGUUGGCAUGAGUGCCACCUUACCUAACCUGGACCUUUUGGCCCGAUGGCUGGAUGCGGAGUUGUACCAGACCGACUUUCGGCCGGUCCCGCUGACAGAGUGUGUCAAAGUAGGGACUACAGUGUACAACAGCCAGAUGGAGAAAGUUCGAGACUUUCACAGCGUUAUCAAUGUUAGGGGAGAUGAGGACCAGGUAGUUGGCCUGUGUUAUGAGACAGUGUCUGACGGACACUCUGUCCUGGUGUUCUGUCCUACCAAGAACUGGUGUGAGAAACUGGCAGAAACCAUCGCCAGGGAGUUCUACAACAUCAACAGGGUUCCUCCAGAGGAGAAACUCACUGAAGGUUUCAGCAAGUUGUCAGAGCUUCCGUACGUGCAGCUGAACAGACAGGUGCUGCAGGAUGUGGUGGAACAGCUGCGGAGGACACCUGUUGGGCUGGACCACAUGUUGGGGAGGGUGGUGCCAUACGGGGUGGCUUUCCAUCAUGCAGGUUUGUCGUUUGAUGAGCGUGACAUCGUGGAGGGUGCGUUCAGGCAGGGACACCUGCGUGUUCUUGUGGCCACGUCAACACUGUCAUCCGGGGUGAACCUUCCCGCCAGGAGGGUGAUCAUCAGGACCCCCCUGUUCCAUGGCAGGGUGCUGGACUCUCUCACAUACAAGCAGAUGGCAGGCAGGGCUGGCAGGAAGGGCGUCGACUCACAGGGUGAGAGUGUUCUUGUGUGUAAGGAGAGAGAGAGGAGUAAGGCCACCACCCUGAUCAGGUCUGGCCUCAGUCCUGUCCACAGCUGUCUGCACAGGGAGACAGGACAGGACGUCAGCUCCAGUAUGAAGAGGGCCAUUCUAGAGAUCAUAGCAGGUGGAGUAGCGAGGUCUCCAGCGGAUGUAGAGCGCUAUGCCUCCUGUACCAUGCUGGCUGCAGGGAUGAGUGAUGUCACCAGUGACAACACCAGUACAGACAGUGCCAUCCACGCCUGUAUACAGUUUCUACUGGAACAUGAGUUCAUCAGGCUACAAGAAGUCCAGGCUGAAGCUGACACCCCCAGUCCCAGUCAGGAGUACCAGCCCACCCAGCUGGGUUCUGCCACCCUGUCCUCAGCCCUGUCUCCUGAUGAGGCUCUGGUGGUGUUUGCUGACCUGCAGAGGGCCAUGAAGAGCUUUGUACUGGAGAAUGAGCUGCACAUUCUCUUCCAAGUGACACCCAUCUACACAGACUGGCCCAACCUGGACUGGUACCAGUACCUGUGUCUGUAUGAGAAACUGCCCACACACAUGCGGAGGGUAGCUGAGCUGGUCGGGGUGGAGGAGGGUUACCUGGCCCGCGCUGUCAAUGGCAGGGUGCCGGUCAAAACUCCCAAGCAGCUGCGCCAACUUGCAGUACACAAGAGGUUUUACACAGCACUGGUGCUGCAGGACCUUACACAGGAAGUCCCCCUGCCUGUGGUUGUGAAGAAGUAUAGCUGCACCAAGGGAGUUCUGCAGUCCCUGCAGCAGUCAGCAGCUACAUUCGCAGGCAUGGUGACAGUAUUCUGCAGCCGGCUGGGCUGGCACAACCUGGAGCUGUUACUGGCCCAGUUCCAGUCCCGCCUGACGUUUGGCGUGCAGCGGGAGCUGGUGGAACUGGUUCGCAUCUCGCUCCUGAACGGUCUCCGCGCCCGGACGCUGUUCAACGCCGGGUUUCACACGGUCGCCAUGCUGGCCGCGGCGGAGGUUCGGGACGUGGAAGUAGUGCUUAGAAACGCUGCUCCUUUCAAGAGUGGACGUAAGGCUGACGAUGAGACAGAGUAUGAAGCUAAGGAGAGAGAAACGUCCAGGUGUUUCUGGGUGACGGGGAAAGCAGGGCUGACCGAGGCCGAAGCGGCCAGGCAAAUCAUCCAGGAGGCCAAAGAGCUGGUGCAGCAAGAUGCAGCACUGAUGGGGAUAGACUGGCAGCCUCCUGUUUCCUCCGAGGAGGACAAGGACAGCUUACGAAGAAACUCAGGUGUGAAACCGCAUCCUUCAGAGGAAGACAAGAAUAACUUACAAAGAAAUUCAGAUGUGGGACCACAACCCCCUGCCACUUCAGAGAAAGACAAGGAGAGCUUUCGAAGAAACUCAGAUUUGAGACCUCUUCCCCCAGUCACUUCAGGGAAAGACAAGGGCAGCUCAGAAAGAAACUCAGGUGUUAGACUGCAUCCAGCUGUCACUUCAGAGAAAGACAAGGGCAGCUCAGGAAGAAACUCAGACGUGAGAUCACAUUCCACUGUCACUUCAAAGGAUAAGGACAGCUUACGAAGAAACUCAGGUGUAAACCCUCUUCCCCCUGUCACUUCAAAGGAGGAGGAGAACAGCUUACAUAGGAACACAGAUGUGGGACCACAUCCUUCUGUCACUUCAGAGAAAGAUGGCAAGGACAGCUCAGAAAGAAACUCAGGUGUGACCCCUCAGCAGUUACGCCUUCGUCCAUGCAUGACAGAUUCUGCUUCAACAAAGGUUACAGCUGACAAGCAACCUACAGGAGAGUGUGGACAACCAACUUUUCAGUCUGUGAAGCCUGGAGAUGAGCAUGUUUUUCGGAAAGGUGAUGGAGUUGUAGACAAGGUUUCUGUUAACCUCAUAAAGUCUCAGGAGGAUGGAAGCCUUGUUCCUGUCACAGAAACCAAGCAGGGUUUGGUUAAUAGCAAGAACACCCCACCAAAAGCACAUUGUGCAGCCAAACCUCCAAAGGAAAGCACCCCGGAGCUGUACUCCAUCCCGGAUGGGUUUGACGACACCUUUACUCUCGACACCCAGACUGAGCUACUUGUGGCAAACCUGUCUUCAAAAGAAGAUCUGCGCGGCAGUGGGUCAGUCAUUCCACAACAUGGGAGAAGCACACAACAUUCUAGUGACACUGCAAGCAAAGAGAUGGAGGAAAAAGAUGCUAAGGGAGAAAAUGACAUCUCCGGCAGUCCUAGUUACUCUCCUCUUUGCAACUACCACGGAACACCGGUGAUUGAACGUCAUGCCACACCACUGCAACCGUCUUCAGCCCUGAGUUUUGGUUCAGCGGACUCUCAGUUGGACAAGUUCAUGUGCGACUUUGUCACUCAGCAGGACGCGGUCGCGCACACAGCCUCUCCGCUUCUCAAGGUCAAAAGGUCACUUCAAACAGAGGAUAAUCUUAUCACGAAUUCUUCAAAGGGAGGUCCUCAUAAUGAUUUGAUAAGUUCUCCUCGGGGCAACAAAGAACAUUACCAGUACCAGUCUCAAGAACUGUUUGAAUCUGAGCCAUCUGCUGAAAACAGCAUCUCUUCAAAAACGUGUUUAAGCCAGGACUGUGAACUGUUUAACGAUUCUGGUGAAUUCAUUCCUGCUAGCGAUUUUGACAGAGUAGGUUUUGCUAGUCAGGCGGAUGUAUUUGAUGGUAGAAUUGCGCAAUCGUUGCAGUCACCAGACAAGUCAAAAGAAAAGAGAAAUGUGGAAAAUCUUCUUGGUGCAACUUCUAAAGGUUUAGGCCAUAAGACAAAAUUUUGGGGACAGCAAAGCAACUCAUCAAGUAAGCAGAAAUUGGAAGAGCUGGGCAGCUCUUUAGUUAUGAAGACUGCUGGUCCAAACCAAGAAGCAAAAGAAGAAGUUCAAGUUCAGGGUCAAUCUGACUACAAGUUCCUUGAGGAAGACCUGGCCUUGGCUUUGGAAAUGAGCGCGUCUUUUGGUUCUGUGUCUCCGAAAGAAAACUUGAGAAAACACAGUAAUGCCUCACAGACAUCUGGAGAAAGUCUUUCUGCUUUCCAUACGAUUACGAGGUCUCUAACAGCAAUAGACCAUAGCCAUAGCUUAGAGGACAACAGAUCAGGCAAUGCUCAAGGGAUGGUGCAAGAUGCAGGUAGAAGAAGAGAAACCCAAAAGGAAACGGAUGACAUCUCUUUUGGUGAAGACUUAGACUUAGCCCUGUGUUUGAGUGAGUCUUUUGGAGAGCCUGUGGAAAACUGCAGCAGAGAGAAGACGCAGCAAGCUGUUAAUCUCUCAGAUGGGCCGGCUGCAAACUUUGACAAAGAAAAGGCAGUCAGAUCUGUUCCAGAUUUAGGCAAAGUUAGCAGCUGUGAUAGAGAAACUUCCAGUCUAGAUACAAGGAUGCAGCAUGCAAAAAGGUAUGGCAAAACAGAGCCUGUACAAUACACUAGACUGUUGGAAGGCAAAGACCCAAACAACGAGAGCAUAGGUGAAGAGAAUCCAUGUAACCUCAGCCCUGGAACAGCGUCUUUUUUGAACGACUUGAUUUCCUUGACUAAAAACGGGAAGUACAAUCAACAUCGCGGGAAGAGUAAAAAGGAGGCAGUGCCAGAAAGAAAGGCUGCAGAGAAAGACCACAAACAACAGAGAAGGAAAAGGAGAAGCAAUGAGAUGUGUGACAGCAGUGAUGAUGACGGUAGGAAAGUUACACCUCCUAAACGUUCCAGGCAGGUAGGAAAGCCAUGUGGAGAGCAUCAGCAAGAGAAGAGAAGUGAAUCGAGAGCACUUGAAGUUGAAACGACGCCAGAGAAGGAGGUUGGAGAACGACCGAACAGUGUAAAUGAGUGUGUCCCACCUACACCACCUAAGGAAGGUAAGACCAACACACCAAGAUCCUACAAGAUGUACACUCCCAACAGGUACAGCCUAAGGGCCAGGACUCCUGCUACUUCAUGUCAACAGUCAAAAACAAGUCUAUCUCCAACAAGCAAAAACAGUCCUGUUUUGCGCAAGAGGCAAAAGACAGGCUACAGGCAAGGUAGUUCUUACAUGGAUAAAGCCGGUACACCAGACAGACAUACAUGUAAAGAACAGGCUAAGGAAGUAGACAACCUUCUCACCACGGAAAGUGAUGGCUCCUUCCGUCCCAGCAGUCCAUGUAGUACCCCAGACCCAGACUUCCUGCCUCCCAGCAUGCCCUCCUCGGGGUCGUUCUGUGUCAUUGAUGUGGCGGCGAACCGAGACCUGUUUGAGACAUUUGUGGCGGAGUGGAAGACAAAGACACACUACGCCAUCGCUGUGGCUUGUGAAGCAUUACCUACACAAGCUGCCCAACCUGGAGGUGGGAUUGGGGCCAAGUUUAACAAGGGUACCAGUGUGAACAGCAGGCAGCCUGCACCAGAAGUUGACGGUAUCCCUCUGGAGUUGGAGGGAGUUGUGAUAGUUGGUGUUGGUGUGUGCUGGGGAGAGAAGGACGCCUACUACAUCUCUCUACAGAAACAUGCAGGGCAUGAGGAAGAUACAACUGAUGAGAUGAUCCCCCCACCUCUGGAUGACCGUCUCUCGGUGGAAGAUCGCCUUCACAGCAUCAAGUCGGUGUUGGAGAGAGGAGCCAAAACAAGGGGUCGUACUAAGAUUACUAAGAUUGCCUUUGACCUGAAGCCCCAGUACAAGGCCCUAGCUGUGGGAUGUGGCAUCACCAUGCACGGAGACUUCAGGGACCCCAAGGUAGCUGAUUGGCUGUUGGAUCCGGGGGCAAAGGUCAAGAGCUUCCAUGGAACAGUGCAGAGGUUCACCCCUCAGGAGUCGUACUUGCUACAAGGACUAGGCGGGUGUUUUGGUGUAGGAAGCCUGGCUAUGACAGUACAGAACCCAGGGUCUGGGCGCAUGAGAGCGGCGCUGGAGUGUGUUCUCACCUUCCACCUGAUGGAGGAACUGGACAGGCUGCUGGAAACACACGGGCUCACAGCAGCUUUCAGAGAUGUAGAGAUGCCGUCCCUGGUUACCCUGGCCCGUAUGGAACUGAACGGAGCUGGGUUCAGUCGUGAGGAGUGUGAGACCCAGUGUGAGAUCAUGCAGGCUAAACUCAGGCUGCUGGAGGAACAGGCUUACCAACUGGCUGGGCACACGUUCGCUCUGACCAGUCCUGAUGACAUUGCACAGGUUCUGUUCUUAGAACUGAAGCUGCCAGCCAACGGGGACCCUUCCUCCACAACCCACCCCCAGCCAAGAAAGACGCUUGGUACGGCCCGCCCGUCCCGUGGCCGCAGACCACUGAAACAUCUCAGCACGUCUAAGGACGUUCUGGAGAAACUGAGGAAGUUCCACUCUCUCCCGGGGGUCAUUCUGGAGUGGAGACGCAUCUCCAACGCUCUCACUAAAGUGGUGUUUCCUCUGCAGAAGGAGAAAGUGUACAACCCGUGGCUGAAGAUGGACAGGAUCUAUGGAGUCUGUGACCUUCACACAGCGACCGGCAGGGUCACCUUCCACGACCCAAACCUGCAGAACAUUCCUAAGGAUUUUGAGAUUGAGAUGCCGACCAUGAUCGGGGACAGUCCACCGGCCGGCUGUGGGGAGACUGUCGGAAGGAGGAGAGGGAGGAACGUCGUGGGGAGAGCGGACGGGAGGAAAGUGGAGUCAGAUGGAGCUGGAGACGCCUUCUCAGUCAGCAUGAGACAUGCCUUCAUCCCCUUUGAAGGUGGCGUGUUGCUUGCUGCUGACUACUCCCAGCUUGAGCUGAGGAUCAUCGCACACCUAUCCCAGGAUGCCAAGCUGACCCGGGUGCUGAACAGUGGCCAGGACGUGUUCAGGGCCAUCGCUGGUCAGUGGAAGGGUCUGGAUGUGGAGGAGGUCAGCGAUAAACUCAGACAACAGGCAAAGCAGCUGUGUUACGGUAUGAUCUACGGAAUCGGAGCCAAAGCCUUGGGAGAACAGCUGGGAGUGGACGAGGAGGAGGGAGCCUGCUUCAUCGAGACCUUCAAGUCCAAGUACACAGGGAUGCGUCGGUACCUACACACGACAGUGGAACAGUGUAAGAAGGCGGGUUAUGUCCAGACAAUGGCAGGACGCAGACGAUACCUGCCAGGUAUCACCGAGGGGAACCACCACGUCCGCUGUCAUGCUGAGAGGCAGGCUGUCAACACUACAGUUCAAGGUUCUGCUGCUGACCUGGUGAAGAAGGCCAUGGUGUCGAUUGACCAGAAACUGCAGAAGCUGUUUCCGGCCACCAGGGGGAGCCACAGGCAUGCUGACAGCACUGCUGCUGAUACUCAAAAGAGGAGAAGCCGGAGGCAGUCCCAUCAGCCAUCGUCAACCCCCAGGGGAGCCUACCUGAUCCUGCAGCUUCACGAUGAGCUGAUCUAUGAAGUCCGGAGGGAGGAUGUACAGCAGGUGGCACAGCUUGUGAAACAUGAGAUGGAGAAUGCCAUGAAGCUGUCUGUUGUCCUUCCUGUGAAGGUCAAGGUGGGACCAACAUGGGGCAAACUGGAGACACUGGACAUGUGAAUGAGUUGAUAGUUAUAGAGUUUAAGCUUGUUCCAACACAAAGAAAGAACUCACCAUAAAUUUUCGGUUGAUCCCGUCAACCUUUGU